Messenger RNA from Micromonas commoda, 1494 nucleotides. RefSeq lists its product with no specific name. Lineage: Eukaryota; Viridiplantae; Chlorophyta; Mamiellophyceae; Mamiellales; Mamiellaceae. The record is from RefSeq and is a predicted model, not a curated record. The transcript has 2 exons. Bases 1 to 1494 code for a protein of 497 amino acids.
AUGUCGAGCGCGAUGCUCAACGCGCGGGCAUGGGCAUUGGCGCGGCCUCCGGGAAAAUCAGGGCACCGCUGCGACGCGAAGGCUUCCUCUCGCCAGGGAUGGUCCUUAGUGACCCGAGGUGAUCGAGAGCGAUCGCGCGUCGGUAUCCUCACCUCGGUGCGACUCGGGCUCGUGCGACCGGUUCUCACCGAGGCGAAAUCCAACUCUGAGGCCGGCGUCGUGUCGGCCGACGGCGGCAAGAAAUCCAUCAAGAAGAAGGAGAGGAAGCCAACUGGUGAGCUCCUGUCGGGAUUGUGGCAAGAGCUCAGGGUCGCCACGAAGCCCCUGAAGGAGGACGACCUUCCCGAGGCGAUCGAUCUUCUCGCCACCCUGGACGCCGCGAGGGCCAGGCCGCGGCCCGGGGAGCAGUGGGACGACGCGAGGUGGCGGGAACAGGAGCUCGCGGCGGAGAAGGUCGGCGAGAAGGUGUCCGCGUACUGGGGUAAGAAGUGGGAUAACCUGGUCGACAGCGACGCGGUGAAGGACGCGGCGCCGCUGGUGACCGGUGCGGUCAAUGUCGCCAUCGCGGGCGUGCUCUUGCGUCUGGCGCUGCCGCGAAUCGCCGCACUUCAGGCGGUAGGUGGCUUCGACGAGCUCGCAGAGUUUUUCAACCUGCCGCCGCGAGCUGAGCUCAGCGGCUACCUCGACCAACUCCAGGGACUCAACGUCGGGUUGGUGUUCGCGGUGUACUUCGCACUGUUCGCGGCGGAGAAGUUGACGAUGACGGACGAGUUCCUACCCAUCGGGUUCAUCCUGCCCGUGGUAUCGCCGGCGGUGUUUGGCGGUGUGUUAGGGGGCACGAUCCUAACUUCGCUCGCGUCCACUAUGGCGGCGAGCCUAAACUUUUGGCUGGGCAGGACGGUGCUCAGGGAGAAGGCCCUCGGGCUCAAAUGGAAGGACAACCCGACGGUGGGUGAGAGCAAAUGGUUCCAGGCGCUGAGCCGCAGGUUCGACUCGACGCAGUUUCCAGAGUCGGAGUGGCCCCUGACGGAGGGGUUCAAGUCUGCGUUGCUGCUGCGGCUGUGCCCAAUCUUGCCCAUCCCCUUAUCCGGUAACUGGUACGUGUGUGGCAUGACCCCGCUCAAGUUUCCCGAGUUUUUCGCGGCUCACUUCAUAGGCUCGUCCAAGACGGCGUUCGUGGACGCGUACCUGGGGUCACUGCUGCUGCAGGCGGCGUUUGAGAGUGACGCCAUGAGGGAACAGGCGCAGACCGUGUUGGUGUUUGAGACUGUGGCGCUGGUGCUAAUCAGCGUCGGAGUGACAACCUACGCCACUGAUCUGUUCACGCAGAUCUUGGAGGAGGAGGGGAUCGACGCCUCGGAUAUGAUGAUGUCCUUGGAUGAGAACGAGACGGAAAAGAAGGCAAAGAUGGAGAGGAGGGAAGAGCAGGACGAGGCGGCUGAUCAUGUCAGCAAUGGACCGAGCGGCAGCGGCGUCUCUCGCUGCGCUCGAUGA